This is a messenger RNA of Morus notabilis, 2128 nucleotides long. Its product is annotated as reticulon-like protein B21. The record is from RefSeq and is a predicted model, not a curated record. The transcript is spliced from 9 exons. Lineage: Eukaryota; Viridiplantae; Streptophyta; Magnoliopsida; Rosales; Moraceae. Bases 298 to 2007 code for a protein of 569 amino acids.
ACCAUCUCUCCCCCCCUCUCUCUCUCCUCCCCUGUUUUCUCUCUCUCUCUCUCUUUCUGUUUUCUCAAUUGCUUUACAAAGGCAAAAGCGAUCCCCAAUGUUUCAUGCCAUGGCACCAUCAACAUCACCAUCACCACCCACCGCAAUCACCACAACCAUUUCUUCUCCUUGAAGCCUUGUUUCUCAUUGGCACUUCUAAGAGCACCCAUGUCCCAUUGUACUCGUUGCUAGAGAGAGAAAGAGAGAGAAAAAAAGAGAAACAAAAAAGAAAAACAGAGGAUAAAAAGGCAGAAAAUAAUGGAUGUAGGAAAGAGAAGAGUUGGGUUGAGGAGUAGUGUUGUGGUAGCCGGGUCUGUUUGGGAGAGCAGAAUGAAGCAUGAUGAAGUCCGAGGCGGAAUUAAGGUCUUCAAUGGCGAAGAAAGCCCAGAAAAACAGGAUCAAGAGAAUGUGGCCAAGCCGAAGAGACCGCCAGCGGCCAAGAGAAAGACAUGGAAAUCUGAGACCCUUGAGGGGUUUGAGAAGAACCCAAUUCAGAUUGCGAGAGGAAAAUCCGAGGAGAAGAAGAAUUCCGAUGAGCAAGUUAAGGAAAUGAGUAUUUCUGUUGAGGGAAAUAAGAAAAGCCCAGUUCAGCCAAGGAGGCGUAGAUCUGAAGGAAACAAGGAAAUUGGGAUUAGGAGGUCGCCGAGGACUGAAUUGGCGAAGCCAAAAUCUGAUGUUGUUAAGGUUUCUGUUGAGGAAAAUAAGGAUGUUGUUGAGGAAAUUGAGAAGAGCCCAGUUGAGAAGAAAAGUGAGGAAAUUGGAUCUGAAUCUGAUGAGGCUUGUAAGGAGUUUGGUGUGUGUGAAGAGAAGGUGAUUUCUAGCAGUGUGGAGGACUCGAAAUCCGAGCCGAAAGACGAUGAUGAGAGAGAAAGUGAGGAGGAAAUUGGUGAGGAAAUUGAGGUUGAAGUUGAGAAGAAGAGCAUUGAAGUUAAGGAAAUUGAGAAGCCAAUUGAGGAGAAGCCCAACAAGUUUGUGAGUGAUUGUGAAGUGAAAAAAGUCAAUUUUGAGAGGAGACAAGUGAAAAAGUUUCACCAAUUCCAAAAUCAGCAAAAGAAGGCUGAGCCCAUUUCUUUGAAUGUCGAGAAACAGCCUCCUGUGCUUAGACGUGCCACACUUCAUUCAAGUUUUGUUAAAGGAUCUCCUACUAAAUCUCCUCCAACUUCAAAUGAAUACCAUAGUUUCCCAGAAACACAUAGCAGAUUGCAGAGUUUUGUGGAUUUGAUAAUGUGGAAAGAUAUAUCAAGAUCAGUUUUUAUCUUUGGAAUUGGGACAUUCACCAUACUCUCAUCUUCCUACACUAAAGAUCUCAACAUCAGCUUUAUUUCUGUCAUGUCCUAUCUGGGUCUUGUUUAUCUUGCUGCCAUUUUCCUCUUUACAUCCAUUGUGUACAGGGGAGUUAUAGAUAUAGACUACACAAGUUAUGUGCUUGGAGAAGAAGAAGCAAUUUGGUUAUUAAAGCUGGUGCUUCCUUACUUGAAUGAGUUUCUGCUAAAGCUUAAAGCUUUGUUUUCUGGUGACCCUGCCACUACAAUGAAGUUGGCAGUACUGCUUUUCGUUUUGGCCAGGUGUGGCAGCUCCAUAACCAUCUGGACAAUGGCAAAAUUGGGUUUUUUUGGCGUUUUCACCGUACCAAAAGUCUGCUCGCUGUAUUCUAGACAGAUCACUGCAUACGGUAAAUUUUGGGUUCGACGCUUUCGAGACGCUUGGGACUCUUGCUCGCACAAGAAAGCCGUGACAGUAGCCGUCUUCCUACUUGUUUGGAACCUAUCCUCGAUCGUUGCUCGCAUUUGGGCAGUGUUCAUGCUGUAUGUGGCCUUCCGAUACUAUCAACAAACAUUAGUGAGAGAUGACUGGGUGGAAGAUGAUGCAGAAGGCGAGGAAACGUGGCACGAGCCCAUUGGAGGACAAAGGCAAGGGCAUGGUUCAAUUGUAGUAGACAAUAAUACCAAACAAAAGAAAAGAUCGUAAGGAUUUAAACAUGUUGUGUCAUUUUUCAGCAAUAAAGAUAAAAAAAAAGAAGAUAAAAUUGGUCUUCUAACGUUUACAAAGUUGUAAUGUGGUUCUCAUUCUUUUAUUCCCCUUAGAAAUA